Messenger RNA from Plenodomus lingam JN3, 1521 nucleotides. RefSeq names its product Multifunctional pyrimidine synthesis protein CAD (gene CPA1). Gene Ontology annotation, cellular component: cytoplasm; carbamoyl-phosphate synthase complex. Gene Ontology annotation, biological process: L-arginine biosynthetic process; L-glutamine metabolic process; 'de novo' pyrimidine nucleobase biosynthetic process. Gene Ontology annotation, molecular function: carbamoyl-phosphate synthase (glutamine-hydrolyzing) activity. The record is from RefSeq and is a predicted model, not a curated record. Lineage: Eukaryota; Fungi; Ascomycota; Dothideomycetes; Pleosporales; Leptosphaeriaceae.
AUGAGUGCUGCUCCAACACUCUUUACUUCCCAGGACUACAUCUCAGUACCCUGCACUAUGAUGUCGCAAAUGUUCAAAGCCUCCACCUUCAGGUCUGCGAGUGUCCUGGGACAGGUAGCAAAGAGCCGCACACACACGCGCUACCUCGCUACCGUCCAAUCCAACACCGAACGCGCCAUCCCCAACCCUCAGCGCAGGUCGACUCCCAUCUCGACGGAGAGGGCUACAUUCACCAUCAAGAACGGCCCGAUCUUUACGGGCAAGUCUUUCGGCGCAAAGACCAAUGUCUCUGGAGAAGCCGUCUUCACCACCUCCCUUGUGGGCUACCCCGAGUCCAUGACGGAUCCCUCCUACCGCGGCCAGAUCCUCGUCUUCACACAACCUUUGAUUGGCAACUAUGGUGUUCCCUCGGACGCUCGCGAUGAGCAUGGCUUGCUACGAUACUUUGAGUCGCCCAACAUCCAGGCAUCGGGCAUUGUCGUCCAAGACUAUGCCAUGAAGCACAGCCACUGGACUGCAGUCGAGUCUCUGGCUCAAUGGUGCGCUCGCGAGGGGAUCCCUGCCAUCUCUGGAGUCGACACCCGUGAAGUCGUCACCUAUCUCCGUGAGCAGGGUUCUUCGCUGGCCCGCAUCACCAUCGGCGAGGAGUAUGAUGCCGACGAAGACGAAGCCUACAUUGACCCCGAGGCCAUCAACUUGGUCCGCCGUGUGUCGACCAAGGCACCCUUCCACGUCAGCUCGUCUCUCGGCGACAUGCACGUUGCGUUGAUUGAUUGCGGUGUCAAGGAGAACAUUCUCCGCAGCCUUGUCUCGCGAGGCGCGAGUGUCACUUGCUUCCCCUUUGACUAUCCCAUUCACAAGGUCGCCCACCACUUUGACGGUGUCUUCAUCUCCAACGGCCCUGGUGACCCUACUCACUGCACGGCGACCGUGUACAACCUGCGCAAGCUGUUUGAAACCUCUCAGAUCCCCGUCAUGGGCAUCUGCAUGGGUCACCAACUCAUUGCCCUGGCAGCUGGUGCUAAGACCAUCAAGCUCAAGUACGGCAACCGUGCUCACAACAUACCCGCAUUGGACCUUACCACGGGCAAGUGCCACAUUACCUCGCAGAACCACGGAUACGCCGUCGACCCCACGACGCUGUCGAGCGAGUGGAGGGAGUACUUCACCAACCUGAAUGACCAGUCGAAUGAGGGCUUGAUCCACAACUCUCGUCCCAUCUUUAGCGCGCAAUUCCAUCCCGAGGCCAAGGGCGGACCUCUGGACUCUGCCUACCUGUUUGACAAGUACAUGGACAAUGUCCAGCAGUACAAGGAGCACCAGGCCUCCUUCUCCGACCGGAACAACAAGCCCAGCCCCCUGCUCGUCGACUUGCUGAGCAAGGUCCGCGUCGGCGUGCACCCAGCCCAGCCGGACUUUGAAGGCCACGCACCUGGAAAGGUCGAGGAUGUCAAUGUUGGCGGUCCCGUUGCACCUUCGUACCAGCCCAUUACCCAGAAGCCUAUUGCGGCCGCCGCUUAG